UAGCCAUUUGGCUCAUGCUCAUUUCAGUGCUUAAAUUGUCAAUUUUGUCAUUAUGUAUAUGACCCAUCUCCUUUAUGAUCCCAAUUUUCUUCUUCAAGAUUCUAUCAUGAACUCCUUGAUUCCAAGAACCCAAGUUUCAUUUUCUUGAGAGUAUUCAUCUUUUUUACCAGAAGUUGCUGACAUAAAAUUUGGAACUUCCUUUCAUGGCUAAACCGAUCUUGAAGUACCAAGAACUACUCUCGACCACUAUCUUUCUUGUUGCUCUUUUCAUCACUUCACAAACUUCUGAUAGUAGUUGCAUUCUUGAUGUUCAACUCCCUUCAGCUAUUAAUAACUCAAAUUGUGCACCGGGCAACUGGGGAGGGUUCAUUAGUAAUGCUUGUUGUGUACCUGUUUUUGAUGAGUACUUGUAUGCAUCAGGACAAAUGGCCGAAAGAACCGGCCAAGUAUACUUGAAUUCUACGGAACAAGAAGCCUGUUUAAUCUCAAUGAAGCCUGUUUAUAAUGAUGUUUUGGGUUGUGGCAUUCAGAAGUUAACCGGUGGAAGUGGUGGUUGCUCUAGUUAUACAAAAGCAGAUGUUGUUACUAAGCUUGGGAACAUGUUGAACGAUUUAGCUGAAGAUUGUAGGCUUAUAUAUUUGGAUGAUGAACAUGAUCAGGCUUGCAAUUCAUGUCUGAAAAAGUGGGAGGAGAUCGGUGGAUCGUCAAACAAUGGCAGUGACUUGAAUUCUGAAGGUAACUUGUGCAGGUUUGCAGUUCUGAUAACAUUCACCAGUAAUCUGCUUCAUGAUAGGAAAAGGGUCCACGCUAUUUACAAUUGCCUUGCUUUGCAGAAUCUUUUUGUAGGAAAUGAACAGGCAGGCAUGGGUGGAAGCACUUAUACCAAGCAAAGCACAGGUAGAAUAAUUUUAAUCACUGGACUAGUAGGACUUCUGGCAAUAAUAAUUAUUGCAGUAUCAAUUUGGAUCUUUUUCCGGAAAAGGAAUAAAGGAGACCUGUCAACCGGAAAGGCUGGAUCAUAUGUUUCAUAUUCUGAGGAGUCCAGUGAUCUCAAGAUUUCACCUAGGGAAAUUUAUUUGGCAACAGGCAAUCUCAAUGAAGUAAACUUGAUUGGCCAAGGCAUAGCUGGGAAGGUUUAUAGAGGGAUGCUGUCUAACGGCAAAGAUGUUGCAGUUAAGCACAUAAUUGAUGAUGGAUAUGCAGAGACAUUUGUCCGCGAAGUUACGAGCCUAUCCCACAUCAGACAUCCAAAUCUUGUAGCUCUUCUAGGAUUUUGUCAGCACAAAGAUGACUGUUUCCUAGUUUAUGAGCUUUGCCACAAUGGUAACUUAUCAGAGUGGCUAUAUGGUAAAGAUAAAUUUCUUUCCUGGAUCCAAAGACUUGAGAUUGCAAUUAACAGUGCAAGAGGUCUCUGGUUUCUCCACACUUAUCCAGAAGGCUGCAUAGUUCACCGGGAUAUUAAGCCAACCAACAUCCUUAUCGAUGCUGAAUUUCAAGCGAAACUCUCAGACUUUGGAUUAUCAAAAGUUAUGGAUGUGGGUCAGUCUUAUGUGAGCUCAGAAGUGAGAGGAACAUUUGGUUAUGUUGAUCCUGAAUAUCGAACAAAUCACCGUGUAAAUGCCAAGGGAGAUGUCUACAGUUUUGGAAUAGUGUUGUUACAACUCAUCUCAGGACAGAGGGUGAUAAAUCUGAACUUGCAUAGGCCAGUGCAGCUAAACAAAAUGGCUAAAUUUCUCUCAAAAGGUGGUAAUAUAACAGAGUUUGCUGAUCCUAAACUUAAUGGAGACUACUCAGUUAAAGCCUUUGACCUGGUACUGAAGCUAGCCUUGUCAUGUACAGGGGUUAAGCAGGAAAGACCAUCAAUGGAGCAAGUAGUACUAAGAUUAGAGGAGGCACUUGACAUCUCUAUGAGAAUGAAGUCAAUCACAUAGAGCUAAGCAACAACAAUGAAAUUGGCAGGGGAGAAAAGAGGAAGAUGAAUAAAAUUUUCUUGCUUUUAUUGCAUCUUCCGAUGACUAAUUUUUACAUCAAUGUAAUACAACAUUAUUCUUACAAAGAAUUACAACAUAA
Ricinus communis (castor bean) is the source of this 2070-nucleotide messenger RNA. Its product is annotated as probable serine/threonine-protein kinase PBL21. NCBI's taxonomy places the organism in Eukaryota, Viridiplantae, Streptophyta, Magnoliopsida, Malpighiales, Euphorbiaceae. Gene Ontology annotation, molecular function: ATP binding; protein kinase activity. The coding region runs from base 204 to 1931 and encodes 575 amino acids. The record is from RefSeq and is a predicted model, not a curated record. The transcript is spliced from 8 exons. Gene Ontology annotation, biological process: protein phosphorylation.